AUGUCGGGGAAUCUGGAUCAUGACACCAGGCCUCGCGUUGAUGGCUUCAUUCAGCCGUAUAUGAAGAAGAAGCCUCCUUUCAGUGUCGAAGUGCCUGGUGUUGAGAAGAAAGAUGGAGAGACGAUUCCGCGCCGGAAUCCUCUUGCCAAAGAUGAACUCAUCGGUCGGCCCACUGCUGAUAUUACAACCAUAUACGACAACCUCAAGCGAGCUGUUAAGAAAUUUGGCAAUGCCAAAGCUAUGGGAUCUCGCCGGGUCAUCAAAGAGCAUGUUGAGAACAAGAAGGUCAAGAAGAUGGUCGAUGGUAAGGAGCAGGAGGUCGACAAGAAAUGGACAUAUUGGGAGCUGAGUGGCUACGAGUACAUGACCUUCAUCGAGUAUGACAAGCUUGUACAUGAGCUGGCUUCGGGCCUCGCUGGCCUGGGCCUGAACAAGCAGGAGAAGGUGCAUGUCUAUGGUGCCACCAGUGCUCAUUGGCUUGCUAUGUCCCAUGCCUGCGGAUCCCAAUCAAUCCCCAUCGUCACAGCCUACGACUCCUUGGGCCCAGACGGUCUGAAGCACUCGCUCAAGCAGACCAGCUCCAAGGCCAUUUUUCUCGACCCGAAUCUGCUCGGAACACUUGCCAAUAUUAUCGAUGAUGCGCCCAGCAUUGAGCACAUCAUCUACAAUACAGAACCCGAGACCAAAACACUCAACGAGGACCUGGAGAAGAUCAAAGCCAAGCGCAGCUCGCUCACAGUUCAGAGCUUCGAAGAACUGCGCAAAGCCGGUGCUGCAAAGCCCGUUGAGCCUGUUCCUCCCACUCCGGAUGAUCUGUGUUGCAUCAUGUACACUUCGGGAUCGACUGGCCCGCCAAAGGGUGUCAUGCUCAAGCAAAGACAGGUCAUUGCGUCUUUGGCUGGAAUCCAAUCCAUCGUGGCUCCUUACCUUAGCCCAAGUGAUGCUAUUCUGACCUAUCUCCCCCAGUCGCACAUCCUGGAGUACGUCUUUGAGAAUGCUUGCCUGUACUGGGGCUGCAUCAUGGGCUACGGCAACCCCAAAACACUGUCCGAUGCCUCGGUUCGAAACUGCAAAGGCGACAUCCGCGAAUUCAGGCCCACUAUCCUGAUUGGUGUUCCUGCGGUAUGGGAAAGUGUCAAGAAAGGUAUCAUUAGCAAGGUCAACUCCAGUUCGUUUGUUGUCAAGAACAUGUUCUGGGGCGCUUUGUCUUUGAAGCAGACCAUUCUGGGCACGGGUCUUCCCGGCGCUGGGGUGCUCGAUGCAGUUGUAUUCAAGAAACUCAAAGAAGCCACCGGCGGCAGACUUCGCGUCGGCUUCUCUGGCGGCGGACCCAUCUCCCAGGAGACCAUCAAGUUCAUUAGCUACGCCAUCACUCCUAUGAUAUCCGGCUACGGCCUGACCGAGACGUCUGCUAUGGGAGCCAUUCAGGACCCACUGGCUUGGGAUCCAUUGGCCCUUGGUGACAUUCCAGGAUGUGUCGAGGUCAAGUUAGUGGACUUUGCAGAUGCUGGAUACUUCUCGACCAAUAAGCCUCCACAGGGUGAGGUCUGGAUUCGUGGUCCUUCUGUGACCGAAGGCUACUGGGAUAACGAUAAGGAGACUCAGGAGGCCUUGACCAGUGAUGGCUGGUUCAAGACCGGCGACAUUGGCGAGUUCAAUCCCAAUGGUCAUCUCAAGAUCAUCGACCGCAAGAAGAACCUUGUGAAGACCCUGAACGGCGAGUACAUCGCAAUCGAAAAACUCGAAUCCACCUACAAAACAGCUUCGGUCGUGGGCAACAUCUGCGUCUAUGCUGCGGAAGAUAAGAAUCGGCCGAUUGCAAUCGUCGUGCCCGUUGAGGCUCCUCUGAAGAAGAUGGCUUCCGAACACGGAAUUCAGGGAGGCAGCAUUGAGGAGCUUGCUCAUAACAAGAAGAUGAAGGAAGCUGUGUUGAAGGAGCUCCAGAAGGUCGGCCGAGGCUUGGGCCUGAGUGGCAUCGAAAUCAUUGAAGGUGUGGUGCUCGCCGACGAAGAGUGGACCCCACAAAACGGAUUUCUCUCUGCGGCACAGAAGCUACAGCGGAAGAAGAUUCUCGAGCAAUACAAGAAGGAGGUUGCUGAAGCUUACGGUGAAUCUUGA
Molecule: messenger RNA, 2118 nt
Organism: Cyphellophora europaea CBS 101466
Lineage: Eukaryota; Fungi; Ascomycota; Eurotiomycetes; Chaetothyriales; Cyphellophoraceae
Exons: 3
Coding region: 1-2118 (705 amino acids)
Biological process (GO): long-chain fatty acid metabolic process; long-chain fatty-acyl-CoA metabolic process
Cellular component (GO): endoplasmic reticulum; plasma membrane; lipid droplet
Molecular function (GO): long-chain fatty acid-CoA ligase activity
Source: RefSeq, a predicted model, not a curated record